Molecule: messenger RNA, 462 nt
Organism: Nanorana parkeri
Lineage: Eukaryota; Metazoa; Chordata; Amphibia; Anura; Dicroglossidae
Product: interferon-induced transmembrane protein 1-like
Exons: 2
Coding region: 1-423 (140 amino acids)
Cellular component (GO): plasma membrane
Source: RefSeq, a predicted model, not a curated record
AUGGAUGCUGAGAAGAAAAUGGAUUCUUCUAACCCUGGAGAAGGAGUAUACGUUAAUCAGGUUAACUUAGGCUAUGACCCACAUAGAGAAGUGCCAGCAUACAGUGCUCCCAGUUACCCUGCAACAACUACUGUGGUGACCAUCGUCGAAGACAAUUCUCUGAUCAGCGAUCACAUUGUAUGGUCCAUCUUCAGCACCUUGUACAUGAACUGCUGCUGCCUGGGUUUUUUUGCUCUUCUGUACUCUGUGAAGUCAAGAGAUCGGAAGUUGAUGGGAGACAGAGUCUCGGCCAAGGCUUAUGGAAACAAAGCUCGUACCCUGAACAUUACGACUACUGUCAUAACUUCCUUAUACAUCCUUCUCAUGAUAAUCUUAAUGGCUUCUGGAAUCCUUACUCUCCGUUAUUAUAAUGCACCUACAUGAAACUGAUUAAUUCCUGCAGUUGUAACCCCCCUGCUUUGU